CUCCUUUUAAUGUCUCCUCCUCUCCAAGAUGCUUAAAUCCCUGAAUCCCACCGACUCACCAGCAAACUCCCACCCCUGCUGUUUAAGAGCUCAUCAAUAAACCCUCAGCUCAGUCGACGCGCGAGGAGAGGCUCAGUGGCGCUCCGCGUUUCAUCACAUCAUCAUCCAGAGCAACUGUGCCUUCAACACACUGCUGAGCAGCAACGAGCGAAACCUUAUUAUUUCAGCAUAAGCUGAUCUUAUUUCUCCCUACUUACAUUUUUAUUUAUUUUUUAAUUAAUCAAUUAAGUCACUUGCUGUUUGCGCUUUCAUUAGACCCUGUUGACGGAUGAAUGCGAGAAACUGCUAAUAUAAAACAGUUGUGGUUAGGUCCGAGAUGGAUGUACAAACGCUAAAUGUUACAUUUGGGAUUUGGGCAUGCCUUCAGCUUCAGAACAGCUCGGUUCUGAACGGGACCUUAAACGGGAGUCUGGAGAUCCCCAACGGCACCUGCGGAGACGCGCUUCUGCUGCCCAAGACGGAACCGGCGCGACCUAAAGAAAUGGAUUUGCUCCGCAUACUGCUGUACUCUCUCAUAUUCCUGCUGAGUGUGUUUGGUAACCUGCUCAUCAUUGUGGUUUUGGUGGUGAACAAGCGAAUGCGGACGGUGACCAACUCAUUCCUGCUCUCCCUGGCCAUUAGUGAUCUCAUGAUGGCUAUUUUCUGUAUGCCCUUCACUCUUAUUCCCAACCUGUUGGAAGAUUUCAUCUUUGGAGCUGCCAUGUGCAAGAUUGUGGCCUAUCUUAUGGGAAUCUCUGUCUGCAUAUCUACCUUCAGUCUGGUGGCAAUAGCCAUUGAGAGGUACAGUGCCAUUUGCGACCCACUAAAGUCCCGGGCAUGGCAGACCCGAUCCCAUGCCUACAAAGUCAUCGCUUCCACCUGGGUCCUAUCCUUCCUCAUUAUGACACCUUAUCCCAUCUUCAGCACACUAGUUAAGUUCACCAAGCCCAACAAUAUUACAGCUCACAUGUGCCGUCAUGACUGGCCGAAGAGCGAGGUGGAGCAAGCGUGGUGCAUCCUGUUGCUAAUUGUUCUGUUCUUCAUUCCUGGAGUGGUGAUGAUCAUCGCUUAUGGGCUUAUUUCUCGAGAACUCUACCGUGGAAUACAGUUUGAAUUGGAGGAGAAGAUGGGACAGAGUGGAAUGAAAAAUGGUAUCAGUGCCACUGCCUUAUAUAGCAGUGAUGAUGGAGAUGGCUGCUACAUCCAGGUAUCCAAGAGGCCCAGCUCAAUAGAGAUGUCAGCACUCACCCCAACAGGCUCCGCAAAGCUGGACCGACCUCGUAGCAACACGUCCGAGGCUAAACUAAUGGCCAAGAAGCGAGUGAUCCGUAUGCUCAUUGUCAUUGUGGCUAUGUUCUUCAUCUGCUGGAUGCCCCUGUACUCUGUCAACACCUGGAAAGCAUUCGACCUUCCCUCGGCCCACAGGGCUCUUUCUGGAGCCCCCAUCUCAUUCAUUCACCUGCUGUCCUACACAUCUGCCUGUGUCAACCCAAUCAUCUACUGCUUUAUGAACAAGCGCUUUCGAAAGGCACUUCUCGCCACCUUCUCCUGCUGCUGCUGGCCCUGCCAGAGAAAAGGGUUCAGGGAAGGUGAUGAUGAGGUUAAUGCCACUGGAGCGUCCAUGUCUAAGUUCAGCUACACCACUGUCAGCACAAUGGGACCAUGCUGAUUCUCAGAGGACCCAGGCUGGGCAAGAUGGAGAAUAUUUGGGGUUGAUGUUGACAUAUUGUGAGGGUUCACUUUAUUAGAAAACUUCAUUACAAAAAAUCACCUACACUCUAAAAAAUGCUUGGUUGUUUCAACCCAACUUUGGGUCCAAUAUGGACUAAACCAACCAUUGGGUUAUAUUUUUACAUAAAAUUUGUUAACCUAAAAGUUAGGUUAGUCAAUAUUUGACCCAAAGUUGGGUUGAGACAGCAAAGCAAAGUUGGCGUCCAAUAACUUGGUAGGAAAGGUCACACCAACCUCACCCUCUCCUGUCAAAGGACUGUUACUAGCACCCAUUAAAAAUGAAAAAAAAAGAGAGACCAAAUGACUGCUUGUGACACUCCUUUCUGACUGAAUUGGGAAAUCGUUUUGGUGCAGAGAACCCCACAAUUGUAAUUUUUACCAUGAAUAACAAUCUGUGUUAUUCAUGGGAAAGCUUGUGGCACAGAGUUUGCUUUGAAAAAUUUUGUAUCAGAUGCGAGCAGGACAAUGACACUUCAGGAUGGGAAGAAGCUCACUGGUCGCCUUUAUCAACUGAGUGAUAAUGUUGACCUUGCUAGAUGUUGUCAAAGACAAUCAACUCAGCAAGAAGCAGAGUUUCUGGAGCUGUUAGUGUUCAUCGAGAAACGGCUGCAUUAACUGACUUGCUCAAACGACUAUAUAAAUGACUGAAAAUGGCUAGUAGAAUGCCAGUCUUACACUUGUAUGUUGCUAUCCUUACUUUGCAGUUUUAAGUGCCUGCAUAGUGUUUUUAAAAUCUUUUCUGAGGUCAGUGUUCAUCAGGAGAGAUUUAAUUCGUAAGAUCAGAACUCUAAAACACUUUCCAAAGUCUGAGCCAACAGUUUUAUACUGAAAGUCACAAUAUUCUACAGUAUUACAGUGAGGUUAAUGAUGAUGAUCUGUUGCUAGACAGGACCUUGACUUUUGUAGUUGCCUUCAUCUUCAUAUUUUGGGCUAAAGAGGUUUUGUUUUUGAAGUUGUCCUUCAUGGCCUUCACAGUCUGUGGCUGUAGGUGACUUCAACUGAACGAGGAGCUUAAACCCCUUAAUUGGUACGAACUCAUUCCAAUAUGUCAUAAUCUCACAGAUUGAUUUAUGACUGCUUUCAAAUGUUCUCAUAAAUUUAAAGCUAUAAAUGAAUUAAGGUCCUCCCAAACAGUCCUCAUCAAACAAACAGCAAAGAACACUUAAACCUGACUUUUGAAUGUUUUGUCCUUUUUUUGGAAAAUAAAAUGUUAGAGAGACAGGCUUGAUUAAAUGUCAGAUAUUUUUGAGUGCCACUGGACCCAUGGGAAAUCAGACAUGAUUCAGUGACUACUGAAUAUUUCAAGUCACUAAAAUUGAAAAUUAAAUGACUGACUUUUAAUAAAAUUAAAUGACAAAUUUAAAUGACAAUUUUUUUUUUAAGUGCUGCCAAAGUGACAACUGCAGUGAUUAGUUCAUUGCACCUUUUCAGCCACUUUGUACUAAAUUGCACUUUGUUACUAAUGAAAAAAACAAGCUGAAAAUCCCAAAACUCAUAAAAUUAUGUUGUGACACUUUGAAUGUAUGUAUACAAAGAUUAUUUUUGUCAUAACUAUGGACAAAUUUUUACAGUGUAUUUCCUUUAGAUUAAAUUUUUCUAACCAUUAACGUAAAAGAAAGAAAGAAAGAGAAAAAAACUCCAAAAAUUAUCAUGAACUCAUUACUCACCAAGUAACUAAUUUAAGAUUCAAAUUCAAACAUUACAAGUCCUCAAAUGGUCACAAAUUAUUAUACCAUGGGGUAUUGUUUUUAAACAUAUGAAACAAAAAUAAGAAUAACUAAACAUGAUUCAUGUCAAGAUGUUUUUCAGUUCCUUUGUAAAGAAAACUAAAUACAAAAAAAAAUUAAAAAUAAAUUAUUGAUUUGAACAGCAUACAUUUCAAUUACCAGGCUUGUUUUAUGAUCCUUGAUGACUAUGAAGACUUGUUUUCACCAAAAUUCAUAAUUCAGGUUUGGUGUUGAUGAAGGGAUGCAUGAGCUUUACAGUUGGGGCUUUGGGAAACAUAAGGCAAACAUGGAUGUGAAACACUUUUAAAACAUGGUAUUGUGUAAUUUUUGUCUUUGUACUUUACAUUGCUCAUGCUCAGUUCAGCCAUCAUGUGAAAAAUGAGUCCUUACAUCAGUUGGUGCAUUUGAGCAUAAAUUCCACCAAAGAGCAAAACUUAAAAAAAAAGAAAAAAACUUUCAGUUCAGCAUGUUGUGACAACCGCCAUAAAUAAUCCCCAAAAUAUUUGUAUUACUUUCCUUCCUAUUUAAUUUCCCACCUACUCCUCUUAUCUCCAAUAGUCUGUCCCUUUCGUUCCUGAAUUCAGUUUUUCCACUGGCUAAACAUGGCUUUCUAAUCAAUGUGCAUCUGUCCCUGAACUUACUUUUCAGUGAAGAGUGUCAACAUUGCAUCUUGUUAUCCUCCAGCCCUGAUGAGCAUCCAUCACAGAGCAGCCCUUAAAACCUGCCAGUUUCCCCAUUACAUUUAUGCUGCUUGGCCAUCCAAACUUUCCCUGAUGUACUAGUCAGUGUGUACCAGAUGUUUCCCCAAUGUAAUAGUAAUAAUGCAUUGUUCCCCAGUGCCGCUCAUGACUUGGGUAAUUGGUCGGUAUUAAGGAUCACACACAAAUAUUAGUGCUUGCAAUGCGUGCUUAAAAGGAUCAGAAUACUUUUAUGUAAGCCAAUCUUUAAAUUGCAUUACAUCACUCAGUCUUAAAAAGGUUUGUUUGGCAGAUGUUUUUGCUUUAUUCUAAAGAGAAGAGAAAUGAGGUCAGCAGACGCAUUUAGUUCUGACCUUUCCAAUCCCAUCAUGACUUCUUUUUUAUGAGACUAAUAUAUAGCCAGUGGUACAGAUCCUCCUUUGAAGAUGUUUGCGAAACAGACGUCUGACUAACUCAGGUUUGGAUCCAGAUUGAGAAACCAUGUGUUUCUUGUGUAAAACAACUGGCACACAACUUGUUUUCCUAUGAAGCAUCUACGUCCAGUCCAAAAGUGAGAGAAAAACCUAUAAUUAGCACAUAGCGAAUUUGUGGUUGAAUGCUUAGUGAACUGUGAAUGCAACAGUAAAAUGGACCAUAGCCCUCUGUAGGCUGCACAGAUUUCGAUUGCAAAUGAUGUGUAUAUGACCCUGUUGCAUAUUCAGAUUUUAAUAGCCUAUGGCAGUGCACCAUGGGGCUUUUCUAGUGCAAAAACAAAACAAAACAAAAACAUACAAACAUAAAACAAACCGCUACUUUCAUUCCGGAUAUGCUCUCAUGAGGGGAACAUCUGACAUAAUGGUUUUGGAUUUGUGGAACAUGGAAUCAGUUAACUUCUAAACACUUAAAUAAAUACGACUCAACAGACAGAAACAACAUCUGCUAGGUGAAUCUGGUAAAACAAUAAGUGUUUAAAAAUCGCCUAUGAAUGUGGAAAAUUCAAUUCAUAAAUGAGCUGUUUCUCAAUAAUUAGUCGGACAUAGCACCUGCCUCUGUCUGGAGGCAUUUCACUGUUGUAAAAUCUCUGAGUUUGGGUGCUGUGGCUGAAAAUGUAAGGGCUGUAAAACACUGAUUUCCCUGAGGUGUGUUUGAGAAGUCUGCAAGAGGGCCGAACACAUUGUGUUGUUGUGGCCCACAGCUUUAUCAGCCUCAUCAGUCAAGAUGACAAAAAACACUAAGACAGCCAACUUCAUACAGACAGAAGACAGUGUUUUUUGGCGUGUUUGUCUAAAAUCUUUAGUCAGAGGAGCUUUUGUAGUCAGAAAAUACACAUGGCAUCUGAUUUUUACAAACCCUAUCCAAACCACUUCCAUGUGUGGUUUUAAAAUUAAUUUUUUUUUGGAAUGAACUUCAGCCUGACUGGAUUUCAAGUCAUUUUUUCUGCAUUCUAAAAAUGCUGGGUCAAAAACAACCCAAUUUGGCUCAUUUUUGCAACUCAGCACUGGGUCAAAAAAGGGAAAAACCUAGCACCAGUUUGUUCUGACCCAGCUUAGUUGGGUUAAAUGUUUGACCCAACAUGUCAGGCUUUAUUCAACUCAUUUAUUGUUGAAAAAUUACUAUACUGCUGGUUUUAGAUUAACCCAAUAUGGACUGGAAAUUAAACUCAGACACAUAAUGACAAGAGUAAAAAAAUACCAGCAACAGAAAUAAUAAAAAAAGGUAAAGAUUUAUUAAGCAAAAACACCCAGAAAUUUACAAAAUAUAUAAUAAACAUAAUAAACAUAAAUCCGUAAAUGUGUUUGAGGAAAAAGUGCAGAAAACAAUUGCUACCCAACAA
Molecule: messenger RNA, 6008 nt
Organism: Carassius auratus (goldfish)
Lineage: Eukaryota; Metazoa; Chordata; Actinopteri; Cypriniformes; Cyprinidae
Product: cholecystokinin receptor-like
Exons: 5
Coding region: 377-1708 (443 amino acids)
Biological process (GO): neuropeptide signaling pathway
Cellular component (GO): plasma membrane
Molecular function (GO): gastrin receptor activity; neuropeptide receptor activity
Source: RefSeq, a predicted model, not a curated record